Anoplopoma fimbria (sablefish) is the source of this 1059-nucleotide messenger RNA. It is a transcript of the gene chst11, whose product is annotated as carbohydrate (chondroitin 4) sulfotransferase 11. Gene Ontology annotation, molecular function: sulfotransferase activity. Gene Ontology annotation, cellular component: membrane. Gene Ontology annotation, biological process: proteoglycan biosynthetic process; carbohydrate biosynthetic process. Bases 1 to 1059 code for a protein of 352 amino acids. The record is from RefSeq and is a predicted model, not a curated record. NCBI's taxonomy places the organism in Eukaryota, Metazoa, Chordata, Actinopteri, Perciformes, Anoplopomatidae. The transcript is spliced from 4 exons.
AUGAAACAGCCCCUGAGCGAGCUGAUGAGGAUGAGCAGGAUAUGCCGGAUGGUAUUCGCCACUUGUUUGGGAUCCUUUAUUCUGGUCAUCUUUUAUUUCCAAAGUAUGUUCCAACCAGUCAUGCGGAGGAAUCCCUUCGUGGUGGACGGCUGCUGUAGGAAAGGGUCCCGCAACGCCCUGCAGGAGCUCUACAACCCCACACAGCCGGAGUUGUCCGGAGCAGCCGUGCUCCACCAGACCAGGAGGGAUCAGGUGGUGGAUUCCUGUCGAGUCUAUAGUGCGUCCAGCCGUAAGCGCAGAGUCCUGACACCCGGAGACCUCAAACACCUCGUGGUGGAUGAGGACCAUGAGCUCAUCUACUGCUACGUCCCCAAGGUGGCCUGUACCAACUGGAAACGAGUCAUGAUGGUGCUUACAGGACGGGGCAAAUACAGUGACCCAAUGGAAAUCCCUUCCAAUGAAGCCCACAUCCCUUCCAACCUGAAGACGCUAAACCAGUACAGUAUUGCCGAGAUCAACCACCGCCUCAAGAACUACCUCAAGUUCCUCUUUGUUCGCGAGCCCUUCGAGAGGCUGGUCUCCGCAUACCGCAACAAAUUCACCCUCAAGUACAACUCGUCCUUCCACAAGCGCUUCGGCACACGCAUCAUCCGCCGCUACCGCAAGAACGCGACACAGGACGCCCUGCUCAACGGCGCUGAUGUCAAAUUCAAGGAAUUCGCUGAAUACCUAGUGGACCCGGCCACGCAGCGCGACGGCCCACUCAAUGAGCACUGGCAGACCGUCUACCAGCUCUGUCACCCAUGUCACAUCCACUACGACCUGGUGGGCAAGUACGAGACGCUAGAAGAGGAUGCUAACUACGUGCUGCGGCUGGCGGGCAUCGGUGACUCCUUGCGCUUCCCAAGCUAUGCGAAGUCCACCCGCACCACAGAUGCCAUGACAGCCCAGUUCUUCAGCAAUAUCAGCACCCAGCAGCAGAUCCAGCUCUACCAGCUUUACAAGUUGGACUUCCAUAUGUUCAACUACACCACACCCAGCUACCUCCGGCUGGACUGA